Paramecium sonneborni is the source of this 1647-nucleotide messenger RNA. NCBI's taxonomy places the organism in Eukaryota, Ciliophora, Oligohymenophorea, Peniculida, Parameciidae. The record is from the annotation of a GenBank genome assembly.
AUGAUAAUAUUUAUUGUUAUUGCUUAAAUUAGUGCUUAAUGCAAUCAUCCAAUAUUUUGUUAAGGUAGUCUAUUACAUACAGUUUAAACAUAAAAGAUAUUCAAUGAUGGUAAAACUUUUGUAGAUAUGACUAUGAAAGAGAAAUAAACAAAUAUUUUAGAUGUUUGGAAAACUAUUGAUGUUAAAAAUAAGACAUCUGUGGUAUAAUUUAUUUCUGAUUAUUUCAAUGAAACUGGUAAUGAUUUAGAAUCUGUAAUACCGAAUGAUUACAAAGAGAAACCAGAUUAUAUUAAUAAUAUUAAGAUUAAAGAAUUAUAAGAUUGGAGUUUGGAGAUUAAUAAAAUAUGGUUGGAAUUGUGUAAAUAAUUUAAGAAAGGAAUAGAAGAUUCUUCAUCAAUGAUAUAUGUACCUAAUCCAUUUUUUAUACCUGGAGGAAGAUUUAGAGAAUUUUAUUAUUGGGAUACAAUGUGGGUUAUAGAUGGAUUAAUUAUAUCUAAAAUGUUUGAUAGUGCUAUUAAAAUGUAAGAGAAUUUUGUAUUUAUAAUUAAUAAAUUUGGUUAUAUACCUAAUGGAGCUAGAAUUUAUUAUCAAGGUAGAACUUAACCUCCAGUUCUUGCUUAAAUUACAUACAAUAUUUAUUAAGCAUUAAUUAAAGACGGAUAAGAGGAAAGAGCUAAAUAGUUGAUUAAUAAAUCAUUUUAAGCAGUUGAAAAAGAAUUUCAAUAUUUUUAUGAACAUAGAUCAAUUAGAGCAUGUUUAAUAUUUAAAAAUGUUUAUUGUGAUGUUAUGCUAUAUCAUUAUGAUUCAGAUAUUUAUUAUCCAAGACCAGAAUCUUAUAAUGAAGAUAUAAAUAUUGGACAUGCAAAUACUUAAAUGUAUCAUGAAAUAACAUCUGGAGCUGAAAGUGGUUGGGAUUUCUCUACUAGAUGGUUUGAGGAUUAAUCAUCUUUAGAAUCUAUAUAAACUUCUUAGGUUUUAGCAGUUGAUUUAAAUACUUUUAUGGUAAUUAAUAUUAAAAGAUUAUCUACAUUCUCAAAGAUUUUAGGAUUAUAAGCAAAAUAAACCUUUUACGAAACUUUAGGUAAAAAUACUGAAGAAAUUCUUUUAGAAAAAUUCUACAAUAAAGAAAGUUAUUAAUGGAAUGAUUACAAUUAUAAAUAAAAGAAUUUUAAUAAGAAUUUUUAUGCUUCUAACUAUUUCCCAUUAAUUUUACAAUAAUAAUCAGAUAGUAAACUAAUAGAUAAAUUAAAAUAAAUGAUAUAAGAAUAUCCUGGAGGAAUACCUACUUCAAAUAUUAAUACAGGAUAAUAAUGGGAUUUACCAAAUUCAUGGCCUCCUCUUAAUCAAAUAAUAAUUUAAGGAUUAAUAAACAAUGAUUAAAUAGAACUGGCUUUAUAAUUAUCAUAAAAUGUUAUUAACAAUUCUUAUUGUUGUUUUUAAAACUCUAUUAUUUAAUAUGGAAAAGGAUACAUGUUUGAGAAAUAUGAUGCUACAAAUAUAGGAACAUCUGGAGGAGGUGGAGAAUAUGAAGUAUAAACUGGAUUUGGAUGGACCAAUGGGGUGGUUAUUUGGAUAUUAAAUACGUUUGGAUAAUAAUUAAUUUUACCAACAUGUCCAUAAUAGAUAUGAAUUAUAAGAAAAAGAAAU